This is a messenger RNA of Polypterus senegalus (gray bichir), 1473 nucleotides long. RefSeq lists its product as uncharacterized. Bases 39 to 1169 code for a protein of 376 amino acids. Gene Ontology annotation, cellular component: membrane. NCBI's taxonomy places the organism in Eukaryota, Metazoa, Chordata, Cladistia, Polypteriformes, Polypteridae. Gene Ontology annotation, biological process: signal transduction. The record is from RefSeq and is a predicted model, not a curated record. The transcript has 12 exons.
ACUAAAAGCUUUCAUGAAGCCAUCAACACCGCGAGGCGAUGCCACUGGAGAUUUGGCAGCCUGGGGUUCACUGGCCAUGUGGCUUUAGCCCUGAAGAUGACAAGCGUGUUGUCCCCACCUUUUCCCUCUUUUUGUUUUGUCGUUUCUCACGGCUGCCGAGGUGUGGUGCCAUCUUCUCUCUCGCUCGCUUGCUCGCUCGCUCUCUCUCUCGAUUUCGGCUGGCGCUGCAGCUCGUCUUUGAUGUCUUCUGUGGCCUGCUCUUUACUUUUUUUUUCUCUCUGUCAACCAGAAAAACCGUUAACUUCCUUCCUGCCCCUCGUAUCCUGUACGAGCGAGCGAGUGCGAGGGCGCCGGGGAGCUGGAUUGCCGCAGGGUUGCUCUGCGAGUUGCUGCUCACUUCUCUCCGGGACGGACAGGCCAGCCCAAACGAAGACAAGACAAGCCGAGAGAGUGACCUGCUGCCCACCGCCAUGGACCUGUCCGGCUCAGGAGCCUUCAUGUGGGGAGCGGCGCUCCUGCUGCCAGGCUUGCUGACCACAGCUUUGUGCAUCUUCUGCCGGAGGCACCCGAGAGUGAGGAUCCCGGAGGUUGACGACUAUGAACCCAAGCCCAGUUUUGAAGGCCAAGGCUUCACCAUCCUCGGCCGGCACCCCUAUACCAACUCAUCUCAACCUCCUCAGAUGUCACCAUUCCUGCCCCUUCCGUCGGCACUUCCACAGACCCGAAGUCGCAUAUCCUUGGUAAACACGGAUGACAAAGAUAGUGUGCCCAGCUAUGAAAAUAACGGACCCGUGGGCGAUGACGACUAUGUAAACGAAGCUGAGAUACCCGGAGAGGGAUACAUUGAAGUCCUGCCAGACCCCCCGCAGUCCAACACACCUGACACGCUGAGCCACACUCCCGCCCGCUCGUCCUGCAGCUCAGUCGGCGAGGAAGACUACGUGAACCUGAACCUGAAGGAGAACAACGUGAGCAGCAGAGUCGAUUCCUACUGUGCAGACAAUGGAGACUACGAGAAUGUGAAGGCCAAAAGCAGUGGGCUCAGUCACAGCCAGCUGACCCUCGAGAGGGUCGACAGCGAAGACGACGACUAUGUGAACAAUCACGUGUCAGCCCCUGCACCCAAAGGAACACCAGUAGCGAGGGGGGAGUCCAGGGGGUCACACUGAGGGGUGUCCUGCCUUUACCUUGGAGCCGCAGCACGUCCACCUCACGGGAGUCGGACGCUAAGACAAAGACUGGCCUGCAAUGGCUGAUGGGAAUUCUGCUGCCUGCAUUUCCUCUUUAGAAACUGGAAACUGAAAUCUUGCUGAGAUCUGUGGGAUUUAUGACAUAUCCUGAGAAGAAUUAAGAUGCAAUGUUUAAAUGUGUGUGUGUGUGCGCGCGCACGUGUGUGUCUGUCUGUCUGAACACCUUCACCCCUCCCCCACACUCUAUUCUGAAAAUAAAUAAAUAAAUAAAUACAACUUCAAA